Solenopsis invicta (red fire ant) is the source of this 4759-nucleotide messenger RNA. RefSeq names its product RNA exonuclease 1 homolog. The coding region runs from base 270 to 3902 and encodes 1210 amino acids. NCBI's taxonomy places the organism in Eukaryota, Metazoa, Arthropoda, Insecta, Hymenoptera, Formicidae. The transcript has 9 exons. The record is from RefSeq and is a predicted model, not a curated record. Gene Ontology annotation, molecular function: exonuclease activity; nucleic acid binding. Gene Ontology annotation, cellular component: nucleus.
CGAACGGCGGUGUAGAACCAUAACCUCUCAGGACUUCGGUGAAACGGAGUCGGAGUCGCCGCAUCGAUUUCUCCUUGAUUUCGGCGAUCAGAGGAUAAGAAUCUCUGCGAGGGAAUAGCAUGACCAGUGUCUCCCGCUGAGUAUGCCGCACGUCGUGUCGCCGAUCCGCAUGGCGUAUUAAUUGCGUCGCACAAUUGCACCGCGAGGACGACGACGACGCACGCAAAGAAUGGCCUCCCCGAAGUGCGGAGUGCGAUGAAACAGUUAUUAUGUUGCCUUCGGCCGGCCACUUCCAAAAGAUAAUUUGCCCGUUUUAUGACGGCGGCUCGUGCGACCGGCCCUAUUGUCACUUCAAGCACUCCAAGCAAGAAGAUGAGAGUGCAGCAGAAGUGGCUGGGGUGGUGGAGACCCAGACGACGGAACAAAUGCAAGAGGACAAAUGUACCAACGUGUCCUCAACCCCCGACAUGUUGCAGCACCUAGUGACGGAAGCUGUGAAGAAGGUACUUGCAAAUCAGGAAGUCGCCGAUACAGAGAAGGUUUCGCAAAAUAUCGUCUCUCAAGUGGUGGAGGGGCUUAAGCCGACCUUGUCCUCUGGUUCUGCAGUUUCUAUGCACACCAUUACACCUAGUAUAGGAAAGCAUCUCAUGAUUCCUACGCCUAUCACGAAACCGGUCGCUUGUGUCUACAAUCCGACACCGAUAGCGGAACUGAAAAAACGGCACAUACCUGUAAUUUCGUAUAUGCCGAACAGGGAGAGUAGAGUGGCUGUGAAACGUAAAUUCUCGCCUGAAAGGGCUAAACCAUGGCCGAACGUUGUUCAGGAAUCGAGCAGUUCUCAAAUUACAACAGAAAUCAUAUAUAAACCCACUGCGAUAGUGAAUACAACCGAUCAGGAUGCUGUACAGGGUUAUGUGCCGACAUGUAAGUCGGACACGUCCUCGUCGAAUUCAUAUGACGACAGUAAUUCGAACGAUUAUCAACUUAAAUUUAAGGAAGAAUAUUAUCCGAAAUCUAAAAAGAAAAGGGAGGAAUAUGUUCCAAAAAAUAUCAAAGCACCAUUAAAGACAGUUCAGCAAUUAAACGACUCCACUUUGAAUCAGUUUGAUUCUGAGUUUGAUAUACUAGACGAGAUCAUUACUUCUAAUCACAUUACUCCUGUAGCAUUGGAACAAGCGAAAGCGUCGGCCAGCGAGGAUUCUCAAGAUUAUUCCUUUGAUAUCGAACCUAGGUUCUCAGAUGACGAAUCCAUUGAGGACACAUUUACGUAUGAUCCUAACGUGAGUGAAAAAAAAUCCGAGCAAACGGAAGAUGUGAACGAGAAGGAGAAGAAGAACUUGCAACAUGAGGAAAUUGAUACUAAAGAUAAACAGACGAGCAAUAAAGAUAAUAAAAUACAUAGCAAUCAUCACCAUGAUGCUAAAACGGGUGAUAUCAAAAGUAAUGAUAGAUCUAAGGAACACAAAACGAGUGACUCGAGAAAAUUUUCAGAAAAAAGAGAGGACGCUGCAAGGCAGGAUACUGAUAAAGAGAAACAUCAAAGUCGUGAUAAAAAUAAGGAAAAAGAUAGUAGAGAUCGUCAUAGUUCCGAGAGGAGGGAUAAAGAAAGAUCUAGGCACAAAUCGGAUUCUAGAGAUAAACACCGCUCUUCCUCUAGCAAAGACAAAGAUAGGAGGAGAAGCAGUCGCGAUAGUAAAGACUCUUCGCGUGGAAGCAGAGAACGCUCGGAUUCGCAAAGACACAAACACACCUCUCCGAAGAAAGAUCGAAACGAUCGUCACAAAUCCAGCCGGCAGGACAAGCACAAAUCAAGUUCGAAUUCGUCCAGUUCCAAAUCGAGUAAACAUACGUCAAACAGAAGCGACAGGAAGCAUCGUUCGGAAUCAAAUCGAAGAUCUAAUAACUCCUCCAAAAAGUCUAGCAAGCAUAAAGAGAGCAGCAGUGAAAGGAACUCAUCUGACAGAUCUGAUGGUUCUAUAGUCAGUAUUCAUUCUUUUAAUAAUGAUGAGAUUUUAGAACUGUCAGAUUCUGAUCAUGAUGUACAAGAAGAAUGCCUAAGAAUUUUUCAGGAAUAUCAAGCUUCAGACUAUCCGCAAUUAGUAUCAGUAAAAAAAUCUUUGAAAGAAGCAACUGAAAAUGUAGAAGAAGCAGAUGUUGGUAAGAAAAGAAUUGCGCAUCCUUCGGCGGCCACAACUGUUACAAGACAGUUAGGUCCUAGUCAGCCACCAAAAAAGCUUAUAACACCGCAACAAAAAAUGUACGAGCGAUGGCGUUUGAUGCGAGAAGUAGCAGCUCAAAAAGCCGCAGAAAAGGCAGCAGAGAAGGCGUCAGCUGAAACGAAGCUUCAAAUUGCAUCUAUGUCAGCAGAUCAGUCUUCGACUACUAUCACGCAACAUGCAUCAGUUCACAAAGAAUAUGUCGAGUCUACCUCAUCGAUAAAUAAUAGUGAUGUGCUACCGAACACAAAUGGUCGCAUUCGAAUUGCUCAUGUCCCAUACGCAAAAUCCCUUGCAUUGGAAAAGAAAAAGGUAAUAACAGCGAGGAAGAGUGGAGACGUUAAAGGGGUAGAUAACAAAACAAUAGCGCAAACUACAAAGGGUGGUACACGCGUCGCUCACGUACCGCAGGUGGUACCUCAACUCGUGCGCCCCGAACCGCUGCAAGUCGCCACUCAGAAGUUUCCCUUAAACGUUCGUCAGUAUUACAUUAAUUUAAUGCAGGAUAUAUGCGUGCAAAUUUAUACGAACGGCGACGACGCGGCGCAACGAGCCGUUAAAGAAGAGCUCGCGUGUCACGAAAGAUGCAAAGCGCUCGCGGUAUAUAAGAGUUCAUGCAUGUUAGCAGCUCAUAGGUUAAGAAAGGAGAUAGAUCAAAACAAAUCAAAUGAAAGGUCUGCUAGCUCGAGCUACGGUAUGGUGUCUCACGAGGCUGUUCUUGCUGGCAAAUCGAAAGGUUCUUGGAGCGUAGUUAAAACUAAAAGAAAUGUGACAGAUUUUAAAGGACCAGCGUUGUACAACAUGCUCAAGAAAUGGAUCAUGACAGAACAACAGCUUAGAGAUAAUGGAUUUCCACGUAAACACCCAGAUAAUACGAAGGGACGAGCGAAGGUGUAUGUAACAAAUUCACGGAACCAAAACGUUUUGUCAAAAGUGCCUAAUGAAAGAAUAUGCAGUCGAUGUGGCCAAGCGUAUAUGAUAGACAAACAGGGCUUUGCUGUGCAGCAACAAAAUUGUAUAUAUCAUUGGGGCAGGAAGUUUACGGUGAGAGGCGAGGGCAAGUACAGUUGUUGCCAGCAGUAUGGUUCUGCCACUGGUUGCUGUGAUGCGAAGACACACGUGUGGGAUUACACGGAUUACGAGAAUCUUCGUGGUUACGUUAAAACUUUAUCGAAAGAUGUUCCUGUUGAAGAACAAGGUGUUUAUGCACUUGACUGUGAAAUGUGUUAUACUACACAAGGCUUAGAAUUAACCCGAGUGACGAUUAUUGAUGAAGAUUGUAAAGUGAUGUACGAAACGUUAGUUAAACCGCAUAAUCCAAUAAUUGAUUAUAAUACGAGGUUUUCUGGGAUCACAGAAGACGACAUGAAGGAUGUGACGACGACUAUUUUAGAUGUACAAGCUACGCUGCUUACGAUGUUCUCAGAUAAAACGAUCUUGGUCGGUCAUAGUCUCGAAAGUGAUUUUAAAGCUUUAAAGUUGCUCCAUGAUACUGUUGUGGAUACCAGCGUUAUGUUUCCACACAGGAAUGGAUAUCCACACAAAAGAGCAUUGAAAAAUCUCUGUUCUGAAUAUCUCAGAAAGCUCAUACAAAAUGAUGUUGGUGGCCAUGACAGUAAAGAAGAUGCUGUUGCUUGUAUGGACUUAAUUCAUUGGAAAGUGAAGGAAGAAGCAAAAUUACAGUAAACAACUUGUACUCACAGUUUGAUAAAAACAAACACAUUGCGAUUGUUAUAUGUUUAGUAACAAUGACAUAUUUUUUGCUUUCGUAAUACUACUGACAAGAUAUUGUUAAAGACGACUGAGCUCUAAGGAAAUUGAGUAGUUUUGUGAUCGAGUGAAUCCACUCUAAAUAAGAGUAUAAAUCUCUAUUAUACUUUAUCCGAUAUAAAUUUUAACAAUUAGUAUAUUUAUGAACAAUGUUUAUUAUUUUUUAAUGGAAAUAUUCAUAUUUAUAAUAUAAUAAUAAUAAUAUUUGUGCAAAACUAUUUUUUCGUGAUUAUAAUUAGUUUUUCUUUUUCGUUAAUUUUUUUAGAAUUUAUCGCGUCAUUGAUGUAUGCACAUAUAUACGAAAUAUGUUUAAAUAAGUUAUGAAGUAAUAAAAUCGUGAACAUUAUUAAUAUAUCACAAACUAAUUGUUCAAAUUUUGAUAAUUAUCAAACUUUCUAUUGGUCGGUCUUUAAUUAUGUUUUGUCGGUAGGGAAGCACUGGCCAGUAAUGUUGCGCAUACUUUACUGUCUACAUACUGAGCAUAUUUUGUAUACUGUAUUAUAUCUUGUGUAUAAAUAUGUAAUAUACACUUAUUAUCCUCGACAUAGGACUUUUUUUCAGAUUAAAUUUGAAAUCAUCUAGCUAAUAAGAUCAUAUCGCAACAUUAAUUCUCAUCAUAUUUAUCAAAACGUAAAAUAUAAUAAUAGAGGGAGCUAGAGGAGAAUUUCAUGACACAGGCAUCGCGACAAUUUAAUUAAUAUUUUUGUACUUCCUGUUAUUACUUAUUUAUAUUUUGUAGCAGUAAAAAAACGAAAUACAUUGCUUGCUAUUUA